Messenger RNA from Phlebotomus papatasi, 2973 nucleotides. RefSeq names its product ubiquitin-associated domain-containing protein 1 (gene Kpc2). NCBI's taxonomy places the organism in Eukaryota, Metazoa, Arthropoda, Insecta, Diptera, Psychodidae. Gene Ontology annotation, molecular function: protein binding. The coding region runs from base 192 to 1589 and encodes 465 amino acids. The transcript is spliced from 4 exons. The record is from RefSeq and is a predicted model, not a curated record.
GUUUAUGUCUGAGCAAGAGCAAGAGGGAGCAUCCCUCCCACUGACAGCUGCACUUGGGUAAAUAAAUAAAUUACGCUGCCCAGGAAGUGGUCAUAAAAUCAUUGAAAAAUUGUCCUGACGCCGUGGAAAAGAUGAUGAAAGUGCAAUUAGAUGGUCUGCUCCAAUGGGGUGUGUGAUAAUUUGGGCAUGAGAUGAUUCCCUGGGUGCGUGAGAAGUUCGCUGAACGUCGUGCCAGGUGGCUGGCAUCGCGAAAACGAGAGGACACAGCCAGCAAUCCAGGAGCCAUUGACAAACAAAAUGACAAUAAAAGUGGGCUGAGUGACGAUGUUGCUACCAGGGAUAAAUCCCUUGGACUUCCUGCUACCAAACAUCCCGGAGAUCCAGACACUGAUGAUGAUAUUCAGCUGAGGAUUCUCACCACAAGGGGAGCCUCUGUGGAAGUGUCAGUGGCACGUGGAAGCAAUGGCAAUGCAGUCAAGAAGGAAGCAUUGAAGCAACUGGCCCUGGGAGCUCAUUCUCUGCCUUUCUAUGCUGCCAAUCUGGACACAGUUCUGCACAGGUACAAACUCGUGCGAACUGAACAUCGUCUGGUGCUGCCUUCCCAUGAAAAUCUCGAAAAGGCUGGCCUGCAUGACGGCGAGGAACUCCUUUUGACUGCCAAGAGAUCCUCUCCGACACACUCAGCUCCUGAAAUCCUCAAAGGACCAACUCUGGCCGAAGUCGUAGCUGCCACCAGAGACAUUCCCGCCACUCAGCCCAGUCCACCUGCCGUCAACAUCUACGACAUGGUCCUCCAGACUGAUCUGCAAUACGACAUCCGGAAGAUCCUCAUAUCCCUCGCUCAGAGCUCAGCCUAUGUCAUAGGAGCGGGCCCAUUUGCAGAUCGCCUGAUUGGGAUUCUCAAGCAGAGGCUCCUCAAUCGACGUCGUCAUGAGGCCAGUGCUCUGGAUAGUCUACUGGCAAUGGGAUUCGCUCCCUCGAAGGUUCAUCGAGCUCUCAAAUUAAAAAACAAUGUCUAUUCAGCUGCCCUGGAGUGGCUGAUUGAGAAUCCCAGUGUAUCAGGACAGAAUUCUCUGGAUACACCAGUAUCACCAUCACCAAUGACUUCCUCCCUCACUCUCAGCACUGGCACCUUUACGUCCCGACGCGACAAAAUUGAGAUUCUGCUGGAGAUUGUGCGUUUGCACGCCCAGCGAGAUCUUCCAGCGCCCCCGGAAACCGUCACGAAGAUCAUCGAGAUGGGCUUUGCGGAGUCCGAGGUGCGCGAGGCACUCAAACGGACACAGAACAAUCAGGCGGCGGCCUGUGAAUGGCUCGUGGGCAGUCGCAGCCGGAGUUUGACUGAUUUGCGAGAUGGUCUGCCGGUGGACUCACCAGUUCUGCAGGCGCUUCUCACAUCGCCUCAAGUACAAAUAAGUUUGGGCAACCCGAAGAUGUUUGUGGCCUACCUCUCUAUGCUGGACAACUACUCGUCCAUGAGCAUGUGGCUCAGUGAUACAGAUACUUCGGGUGUUUUGGGACACAUUCUGCGAACAUACCACGAGGAGAAGCACAUUGUGGCCAUCAAUCAAUUCAGCAAUCUCAUCUAAAAAUGUCAAUUACUUAAUUCGCAGGAGCGAAAUUAUUUCCAAAUCCGUGCAAUGCUUUUAGUUGAAAAAGAAAACAAAAAUCAUGGGUGAGUUUUCUUCAAUCAAAAAAAAAAUCUUGCUGAAAAUUGCUUCCCAAAUGAUUUUCCUUCCCUCCAAAAGAUAAAUAUUUUGAGCAUGAAGUAAAUUUCUAGUCAAAAUGUACCAAAAUGAAAGCUCCCCAAAUCUUGUUAGAUCUCUAUUUGAUUAGGCUAAGAAAUUGUUAGUGAAAAAAAAGAAAAAAAAUAUUUGUCACAAAUCAAUGCUUAAAGUCGGUUGUGCAACGAAUAAUUCCUCCCUCAUUCACAUUGAACUUUUCUUUAAGCUCUGCGGACAGACACUUUUUUGCUCACAUACUUUAAGAAAGGAACUUUUACCAAAAGCUGGGGCAGAACUUCAGCCAAUUUUGGGGAAAUGGAUUGUCAAAAAAUAGUUCAAUAUUAAUUUGUUUCUCUUCAUAUUUUGCAAGGAGGUACUGUCGAGCAUCUGGAGGAAGAUCCGCCCUUUUAUAAUUUUAGGUCACGCCUUUUAAGAUAAUGUGAUUUAUUUAAAACCCCAUUUUUAAUCAGAAAGUAUUAAUUAUUGGCCAUAAAAUGGUUUAGGAUUCUUGAGAAUUUUUAAAUUUUAUUUGACUAAAAUUGGCUUAAAAAUAUCCAUUUGAGAAGUUGACCUUUUUCAAAAACAAUUUGAAAUAAUUUAGAAAGCUUUGGCAAUUUUUGAGAAUGAAUUUUUUAAAUUUACAGAGGUCGGUCAAAAUAUGUUAGGGUAACUGUGCCAAAUUCCGGCCAGCUUGCAAUUUCGGCCACCUUUUUUGUUCCUCGAAUUUCCAUGAACUUUUAGAUUUUACGUACUCUAGAGAUUAUACAAUGCAAAAGAAUAACAAAAGAUGAAGCUUCGAUAAACGAGAUGACAUGAAAAUGAUAUUGGAAGAAUUCCCAAAGGGAAAAGAACUAUGAGAAUGAAGGUGGCCGAAAUAGGGCACCAAAGCUAUGUCUACAUUUUUAUUCUUUUUAAAAUGUAUUAAGAAUGAUUUUAGAGUAAAUAAAGACGAUAAACGGUUUACAAGUUUCCAAGCAACACUCCUUAAGAAGAAGGAAUAAAAAUAAUCAAUUUUUAUUAAAAAAUAUUACAUUUCAAACUUGAGAUUUUGACGCUUGCAUGCAACUAUGCCGAAAUUUGGCACACUUACCCUAUUACAUUUCAAACUUAAGACUUUGACGAUUGCAUGCAACUAUGCCGAAAUUUGGCACACUUAACCUAAUACUUUUAAAAAAUAUUCUAUCAGAACAGACUUUAAAUGUUUUGCCUAAUUUAUUGUGUAGAAAUAAGUGAUUUUAUUAAAUUUAAG